AUGGCGAAAUUCCCCUCAUACGUUGUUGGUGUCGGAUUGACCAAAUUUAUCAAGCCCAGGGGGCUGGUGGAUUACCCAGAACUCGGAUUUGAGGCAGGCGUUAAAGCCAUGUUAGAUGCCGGAAUCAACUACGAUCAAGUUGACCAAGGGAUCGCAUGCUAUUGUUAUGGAGAUUCGACAUGCGGUCAACGUGUUUUCUAUCAAUUCGGAAUGACACAAAUACCCAUUUACAAUGUCAACAACAAUUGCGCUACAGGUUCUACAGGACUUUUCAUGGCGUCUCAGCUAAUAGCCGGAGGGCUUGCUGAUUGCGUGCUUGUUGUGGGAUUCGAGAAGAUGGCUCCAGGUUCCCUCAAGUCGGCCUACAGUGAUCGAGCACCGCCAAACGAACGCACUGUCGAAAUGAUGAGAACAACCCGCGGUUAUGACACCAAAGUCCCCAGGGCCCCGCAGACGUUUGGAAAUGCUGGGCGUGAGUACAUGGAGAAGUUUGGAGCAAGAUUGGAGGAUUUCGCGGAGAUCGCUCGGGUGAAUCAUCAGCACUCGGCGAAAAAUCCUUACAGCCAAUUUCAGGAUGUUUACACACUGGAAGAAAUAAUAAAGAGCCCAAUGAUUCAUUACCCACUAACGAAGUUGCAAUGCUGUCCAACUUCAGACGGUGGAGCAGCUGCCGUCAUCGUCUCGCAGAAAUUUCUCGAUGCCCAUCCUGACCUCAAGUCUCAGGCGAUAUUGAUUGCAGGCUGCGCAAUGGCCACUGAUUCUCCCAGCUUAUACUCCACUUCGGCAAUAGAUCUGGUGGGCUUUGAGAUGACGAAACGGGCUUCAAAGGAAGCCAUGAUCCAAGCUGGUGUUACUCCCAAGGACGUCAAAGUUUGUGAGCUUCAUGAUUGCUUCUCGGCAAAUGAGAUGAUCACCCUCGAUGGACUUGGGUUGUGUGAGCCAGGAACGGCACAUCAAUUCGUUCGGCAAGGCAAUAUUACAUUCGGCGGAACAGUGGUGGUAAAUCCCUCAGGUGGACUCAUUUCGAAAGGCCAUCCACUCGGAGCGACAGGGUUAGCACAAUGCGCAGAGCUAUGCUGGCACCUGCGUGGUUGGGCCACCAAUCGACAUGUCCAAGGGGUUUCCGUUGCACUACAACACAAUCUUGGACUCGGUGGCGCUGCAGUUGUCACAGUCUAUAAACGCGCAGAUGGGCAGUCGAACACGUGCGUUGUGGACGUGUCGAAGGUGUCACGCAUGGGAUACAACCCUGCUUUGGAGGCAAGACCUAUAACGGAGGUGGAUAUUGCGAAAGUAAGAAGUUUUCGCAGUCAUAGUACCUGGAUGGAAGUACGGGAUCGGAAAGUUUCUGCGUUACUCUAG
Molecule: messenger RNA, 1362 nt
Organism: Cladophialophora psammophila CBS 110553
Lineage: Eukaryota; Fungi; Ascomycota; Eurotiomycetes; Chaetothyriales; Herpotrichiellaceae
Product: sterol carrier protein 2
Exons: 3
Coding region: 1-1362 (453 amino acids)
Molecular function (GO): acyltransferase activity, transferring groups other than amino-acyl groups
Source: RefSeq, a predicted model, not a curated record